AUGGAUUCCGACGAGAUGAUGUUCGAGAUUAUAUCGAGAUUGCCUUUGAAGGCAUUCGAUAGCAUCCGUGCUACCAGCAAAAAACUCAAUUCGCUCACAUACGAUUCAUAUCUUUUUGAGUUACACAAGAAAAGAAACAACAUUGUAUCCGGUUUUCUUGUACAAAACAUGACGAGAAAUAACUACAUAAACGAGUUUGUACCCUCGCCUCACUCAACCACUACAGAUCUCAAGUUUUUGCCUCGUAAAACUCGUAUCGUGGCAACAAAUGAGCAGGGUAUAGCCGUGUUUGAGGUUCCCCAUCCUCGACAUCAUAGGAUGGUUUUGUACUAUGUCUGUAAACCUGCAACUAAGCAGGUCUUGGCUUUGCCGAAUCCAAAAACAAGGUUUCAGACCACUAUGGUUGCUGUCGUCACCAUGGAAUCAAACCCGUUGCAUUACAAGAUUCUCAGACUGUCUAAACCUAAAAAAUCGCCUUUAAAAUCCCCCUUCACACAUAAUUGUGAAAUCUUUGAUUCAAAAGAAUGGGCAUGGAAAUGGUUACCUCCAUCAAUGUUACAUGGCGACGUCAAUAUUCCUGUUCACGGACAACCCAUCACGACCAGUGGAUCCAUUUAUACCCUAUUAUCAAACGGUGACAUCUUGAAAUUCGAUACAUAUUCAGAAAAACAGACAACGUUUUCACCUCCCCUAGUUAUCGUCCUGAUAUUCACAAAGAUUUCACAAAGCUUAUGA
This is a messenger RNA of Erigeron canadensis, 735 nucleotides long. Its product is annotated as F-box protein At5g41720-like. NCBI's taxonomy places the organism in Eukaryota, Viridiplantae, Streptophyta, Magnoliopsida, Asterales, Asteraceae. Gene Ontology annotation, molecular function: protein binding. The record is from RefSeq and is a predicted model, not a curated record. The transcript has 2 exons. Bases 1 to 735 code for a protein of 244 amino acids.